AUGUCUGAAUAAAUGCUUUUAAGGACAGCCUUUGUUGACUUUUUAAAACAUAUGCUUCCUUUAAUAAUUGAUCCUUUACUUAUUGUACAAAGCCAUUUCAAAAAUUUUACUAAAUUACUUGAGGAUAAGUCAAAAACACCCUAAAAUAUUUUAGAAUUUAUUGAAAAACUGAAAUUCUAACCUAAAACCGAAAAAAAAGCUACGCAAUAACCAAUUGUUACAGAACCAGCAUCUAAUUCUUCAGAAUCAACAACAUAAAAUGUUUAGUAAAAUUAAGGUGUGGCAACCAUCUAAAAUAGGAGAUGUAAGUAUUUAUUUAAAAUUAUAAAAGAUCAUAGAAGGUAUUUAAGUCACUAAAAUGAUAUACUUUCUAGGAUAAAAAAAGAUAAUUUGCAAGAUAUAACAUCAAUUAAAGAAGAAAUUUAGCCAGCAGCUGUUACUUAUGAGAAAGUUUAAGUUUAAUGUAAUUCAUAAUAUAAUUUAAGAGCCUGCAAAAUUCGAUUGUUAAUUCUAAAAGUUUCUUUAGAUCUAAUAAAAUAAUGGAUUCUCAAUAAUUUCAAAGGAAUGUAUAUUGGAUGAUAUAGAAUUGGCAAUGAAGGAAUUUUCAAGAAAUACAAAAACUUUAUUUUGUAUGGUUGAAAGGAGUUCAGAGGUCAAUACUAGUGAAUCUAAUGAAGUAGAUAAGAGUCUUAAAAAUAAAGACUAUAAUUUUAGUGAAUAUGUGGAAGAAAAAGCAUAAUAACAAGAAAAUAAAACAGCCGUAAAUAGUCUUAGAAAAGGGAAUAAUUUCAACAUUCUCCAGAAAUACAAGACCCUAAUUAGAAACUAUUGA
Messenger RNA from Paramecium sonneborni, 832 nucleotides. The record is from the annotation of a GenBank genome assembly. NCBI's taxonomy places the organism in Eukaryota, Ciliophora, Oligohymenophorea, Peniculida, Parameciidae.